This is a messenger RNA of Plectropomus leopardus (leopard coralgrouper), 1566 nucleotides long. RefSeq names its product peptidoglycan recognition protein 6 (gene pglyrp6). Gene Ontology annotation, molecular function: zinc ion binding; N-acetylmuramoyl-L-alanine amidase activity. Gene Ontology annotation, biological process: peptidoglycan catabolic process. The record is from RefSeq and is a predicted model, not a curated record. Lineage: Eukaryota; Metazoa; Chordata; Actinopteri; Perciformes; Serranidae.
GUUUGUCCACAAUCGUUACGUAACCACCCACACACUCUGCACGGGAACUUGUAUAAGUAAGAGAGACAACAAGGUAGCAGACAUUUGGAUCUGGAGGCGUUCAGGAUGGAGAACGGCUGCUGGAAACUGACCCUGACCCUGGUGGUGUUGCUGAUCAGCACGUAUGCAGAAGCUUCUUUUUCCCGGCACAUGGAUGACUUCAUCAAGGCGGUGAAGCGGGUGGAGGUCAGGCACGCCGUGUCGGAGCCGGUGGCCGUGUUGAGGAGUCUGCGGCGGGCGGCGGGCCUCAAUGAUGCGUUCAUCCAGCACUUCCUGGGUAACGCCGACGCUGGAUCUAAAACUGUCGCUCGACUCUCAGCGUACUUCAAGAAGGCCGUGAACCACAGGGUGACUGAGGACGCCAAAGAGGAAGGCGUGGUUCUGACUCCUGACGGCACUACUGUCGCCCUCACGCCGCUCCUCCUGGGCAUCGAGGCCGGUCUCCUCUCCAGGUCAGCGGGGCGCGUUCGGGGUCUGUACCAGCUCACUCUGACCAAAGACCUGCACAGCUCUCGUCUCCCGCAGCGUCCAGGACCUGACGGCUGCUGGGACAGCGUCACCUCCCCACGAGUCUUCACCCUCCUGGACAGCCCCUCCGCCCUCACCACGGCUCAGAUCAACGGAGGCAUGGACGGCGUGGUUCUGGGGAUGGAGGUCUCGAAACAAUCCAAACAUCCCCUCAAGCUCAGCAGCCUGCUGACGGAGUACUACAGUCAGCAGCUGGACAGCAGGGGGCUGGACGCCGCCCCGCGCCUCAUCAGCAGACGCCGCAGGGAGAACUUCAGAGGGUUAGUCGCCCCCCCGCUGCUUGUCAGACAGGUGGUGAAGACAGCGGAGCUGCAGCGGAGACUGAAGGGACCAUCAGAGAUGGAGGCGAAGGAGAAGAGGCGGCUGGCGGCUGCGGUGAAGGAGGGAAUCAAAGAUUUCGUCCACGUGUUUAUGGAUUGUCCACCCAUCAUCCCUCGCUGUAUGUGGGGUGCAGAGCCGUACAGAGGGACCCCCACCAACCUGUCCCUCCCGCUGUCCUUCAUGUUCGUCCACCACACUCACACUCCCAGCAAACCCUGUGUGACCUUCCAGCAGUGCUCUGCAGACAUGCGCUCCAUGCAGCGCUUCCACCAGGAGGACAGAGGCUGGGACGACAUAGGAUACAGCUUCGUCGCAGGCUCUGACGGCUACAUCUACGAGGGCCGGGGCUGGCUCUGGCAGGGGGCCCACACCCUCGGACACAACACCAUAGGCUACGGGGUCUCUUUCAUCGGAGACUACGCCGCCAGUCUUCCCUCCCAGCACGCCAUGGGGCUGGUGAGAGAUCGGCUGGCGUCCUGUGCUGUUGACGGUGGGAGACUGAACGCCAACUUCACCCUGCAGGGACACAGACAGGUGGUGAACACUUCCUGUCCCGGAGACGCUCUCUUUAACGAGAUCAGAGGCUGGGAACACUUUGGGGAGGUCAAGAAAUCUGCUUAACAAGAGGAAGAGCUCUGCAUAAAAAUCAACACAAUAAAUAUUUGUUUUAUUUUUAUG